CCGAUGAAGGAGGCCGAUGCCAUCAAGCUUUUUGUGGGGCAGAUUCCCCGAAAUCUGGAAGAGAAGGACCUCAAGCCUAUUUUUGAGCAGUUUGGCAAAAUCUAUGAGCUAACCGUGAUAAAGGACAAGUACACAGGCAUGCACAAAGGAUGUGCAUUUCUCACAUACUGUGCGAGAGAGUCUGCGCUCAAAGCUCAGAGUGCUCUUCACGAGCAGAAGACACUACCCGGGAUGAACAGGCCGAUCCAGGUGAAGCCGGCGGACAGCGAGGGCAGAGGAGAGGACAGAAAACUGUUCGUGGGCAUGUUGGGAAAACAGCAGAGCGAUGAAGACGUCAGACGGCUCUUUGAACCUUUCGGGAGCAUAGACGAGUGCACUGUGCUCCGAGGACCAGACGGCACCAGCAAAGGAUGUGCGUUUGUAAAGUUCCAGUCUCACGCUGAGGCCCAAGCAGCCAUCAACAGUCUCCACGGCAGCCGCACGAUGCCAGGGGCGUCGUCGAGCCUGGUGGUGAAGUUCGCAGACACAGAGAAGGAGAGAGGGCUCCGGAGGAUGCAGCAGGUGGCCUCUCAGCUCGGCAUCUUCAGCCCCAUGACGCUCAACUUCCCCGCUUACAACGCCUACACACAGGCCCUUGUCCAACAGCAGGCCCUGGUUGCCCAGUCAGCGUACUUGUCUCCGGUGGCAACAGUUGCCGCGGUACAGAUGCAGCAGAUGGCGGCUCUCAACGCCAACGGGAUCAUCGCCGCGCCCAUCACACCCAUCACACCGUCGUCGGGUACAAACACUCCUCCGACAAUCGCGGCUACACCUGUGCCAGCGCUGCCUCCACCAAUAGGAGUCAAUGGAUACAGCAGUGUCCCCGCCCCCACCAAUGGACAACAAGCUACCGAGACACUGUACACCAACGGGGUUCAUCCAUAUCAAGCCCAAAGCCCAGCUGCCUUGGACCCCCUACAGCAGGCUUAUGCAGGGAUGCAACAUUACACAGCGGCGUACCCGGCUGCGUACGGAUUGGUCGGGCAGCCGUUCCCCCAGCAACCCACAUUGGUUACCCAGCAACACCAGCAGCCCCAGCAACAGCAGCAGAGAGAAGGUCCGGAGGGCUGUAACAUCUUCAUUUACCACCUGCCCCAGGAGUUCAGCGACUCCGAGAUGCUCCAAAUGUUCCUCCCUUUCGGCAAUGUCAUCUCCGCCAAAGUGUUUGUGGACCGCGCCACAAAUCAGAGCAAAUGCUUCGGAUUUGUAAGUUUUGACAACCCUGCCAGUGCUCAGGCUGCCAUCCAGGCCAUGAACGGUUUUCAGAUCGGGAUGAAGAGACUCAAAGUGCAGCUGAAAAGGCCUAAAGACGCCAACCGCCCAUAUUAAGUCACACCUGUGGAUACAUAAGAGACAUGAUUUGAGGUGACUUUUUGGAGACCGUUUUGGAGAAAGAGGAGGAGGAAUCCCAGGGUUCAUUGUGCUUUCCGAC
Messenger RNA from Boleophthalmus pectinirostris (great blue-spotted mudskipper), 1471 nucleotides. RefSeq names its product cugbp, Elav-like family member 3b (gene celf3b). The coding region runs from base 4 to 1368 and encodes 454 amino acids. Gene Ontology annotation, molecular function: mRNA binding. Gene Ontology annotation, biological process: mRNA splice site recognition; regulation of alternative mRNA splicing, via spliceosome. Gene Ontology annotation, cellular component: nucleus; ribonucleoprotein complex; cytoplasm. The transcript is spliced from 13 exons. Lineage: Eukaryota; Metazoa; Chordata; Actinopteri; Gobiiformes; Gobiidae. The record is from RefSeq and is a predicted model, not a curated record.